AUGGUGUGUGAUUUUCUUCGAAAUCAUGUGAUACGCUCGUGUGCAGAGCUGAAUAGACAGUACGAAAGUUCACUGACCAGUGGGGAGCGUAGACUUCGUGAGACUCAACUACAGGUUCUCUUGGAGAUAUACACCAGCUACCUUGACCCAAAGGAGCCAGCAAAAGUGAAUGAGAUUGUUAGGAAAAUGAGAAUAGUUUACUUCGUUGCGAGUGCUAGCAAGAUGAGAACGUUCUUGGAAGAGCAAGUGUCUGACAAUUUCAUCCAUCUUGUUCCCAAGUUGAUUGCGGACGUUUUCGAUGAGCUUUGCAUACAGCUACCAGACGACCUGGAAGAAUUUGACUCGGUUUGGAAUAAAGAUGAUGACCUUGCUUUCCCAUUGUUUCACAAAGUGAAUAGUGGUGGUCGUCUGCAACAACUGGAUCAACUCAUCGAAGAAAUUCAUGCGCCUGAAGAAGAACCUCCUAACAUCAAAGGCAAAGCAUCCAAAAAGAAUGCAAAGGACUCAAAAGAAGCUGUUAUUGCGAAACCUGUUGGUGAUGACGGCGUGAAAUCGCCUUCCAGAAGUGAGCUUGUGGAAAUAUCCCUUUGGAAUUUUCUCUCUGUGCGUUCUUGCUUCCACUUUAUAUAG
This is a messenger RNA of Cooperia oncophora, 630 nucleotides long. NCBI's taxonomy places the organism in Eukaryota, Metazoa, Nematoda, Chromadorea, Rhabditida, Trichostrongylidae. The record is from the annotation of a GenBank genome assembly.